Messenger RNA from Gadus macrocephalus (Pacific cod), 1799 nucleotides. RefSeq names its product transmembrane protein 79b (gene tmem79b). The transcript is spliced from 5 exons. Bases 182 to 1150 code for a protein of 322 amino acids. Gene Ontology annotation, cellular component: lysosomal membrane; trans-Golgi network membrane. The record is from RefSeq and is a predicted model, not a curated record. Gene Ontology annotation, biological process: regulated exocytosis. NCBI's taxonomy places the organism in Eukaryota, Metazoa, Chordata, Actinopteri, Gadiformes, Gadidae.
AAAAACACCGCUGGUGCUUCACCUGAAACCUCCAGAGCACACCUACUGAAACCAGCAGGUCGACACGGAACAAAACACAGCUUUAAACAGAGAAACAGACGACGACCAAGUCACCACUAAAACUACAGCGUUAUAAGCAAAAGUGUCCUCUAUCCGCUACCAGAGGGCGCCACAACUAUAAAUGAAUGCGAUGGAGGAAGAGGAGAUGGUGAGUUCGGCCAGACUGGAGCCCAGUACUCUACAGUGGACAGAUAAAGACGCUCAAAUGAUGAAGAGGCGUAGCCCAGACAGCUCAUCCCUUAAUGGAGGACAAAGUCAAACGGAGAGUGAACUGGCGCUGGGGAGGAAGAUUGAGGAACACGAGAGAGAGGAAGCAGCUCAGCUGCUCAGUCCCGAGGUGACAGUUCUUCACUGCACACCCAUGGGCAGCAAAGACUUCUGGGAUACAGACACGGAAAAAGUCCCCUUUCUGGGAACUCAUGUCCCCCCAGCUGAAGACUACCCCGACUGGUAUCCUGAGCAGCAGCCCUCAAAAUGUGGCGGUUGCUGUGGAAACAGAGACGCUCUGAAGGCGGGCGUGUCGCUGUUCACGGCAGCCCUCCUGUUCCCCUUCUUGGUGUGGGGGGGCUUUGUGUUCCUGCCCUUCGACGCGCCCAUGCUGGAGAGCGCCCCCAUGAGGCUGGUCUUCACGCUGCGCUGCUCCGUCUUCGCCACGGUGCCCAUCAUCCUUGGCUGGCUGGUCCUCGGAGCGAGUCGCCUGAGGACGGGCGACGUGAGGGAAGACGGAGGCUGUGAGGAGAGCCCGCUGGUCAGGGUCCACCGCCGCUUCCUGGCCGACUCGGCGUCCCUCUUCCUGCUGUACAUGGUGCAGCUGGUCGUCAUGGCGAUGUACCUCUCCCAGGAGCAGCUGAAGCUGGUGCCGCUGCUGACCAUAGUGUUUGCUUUGGGAAGGUUGGUGUACUGGAUAGCGGCCUCCCUGGGCAGCAGUGUUCGGGGGUUUGGCUUUGGUCUGUCCUUCCUACCCAGCCUCACCAUGAUGGUAGCAAACCUCUACUUCAUCUUCACCAUGGAGGCUGCAGGGUCCCUCUUCGCCCAAGAGGUGGAGACCCACCAGGACCCACCCCCGACCAAACAGAGGUUCUGGGGAUAGGGUUCGACCCGAACCUGUUGGAAAGCUGCCUAUUGGGGCCUAUUUACAUGACAAAGGACAAAACCUUUGACAGACACAUCGAGACUCAAACUGGUAAUGGUGGAGCUUCUGUAGAGAAUCUUUCAAUGGUUUUUGUUUACCGUGACAGUUCCGGGGCCUUAUUAAUAUAUAUUUUAACUUUUAUUAUAUUUUAGAUCGUUUAACAGACACUACUGAGUUAUGUUUGAAGAAAUCCAUUUUUUAUAUUCAUAGGAACUUCUUGGCAGAUGUUUGUACCCUUUUCACUAUGUGCCUAUUUGUAUAUCGUUUCUAGUAUUUUUGUCAAAUCAAGUUGGAAAUCUAUAAAAAAAAAAAAAAAUACAUGAGAGAACACGUCAUUGCCCAUGUCUAAUUGAAGAACAGCAGGUAAAUCUUGUUCAUCGGAGGACUGAAAUCCACCUGGGCUCGCUAUUGUUCUUUAGGCCUUCGUGGCACUUUAUACUCUGCCGACUCAUGUGCGACCGGUGACGUCCCAAACCUUGAUGAUCCCUCCCCACCUGAUGUUGGAUCUGUUUGGUAGCUGCAGUUUACGAAGCUCUGAUUAAACUGUCCAGACAUGUUUUAUAAAUAAAGUAUUUUAGUUUAAUGUAAAAACAUUUUACAAAACGAA